UCCGCCCUCCUCAUUACUGAUGCGGCCACCCAGCGGACACUUUGAAGUCUGCCUGAUGUGAUCAGUGAGCUGCUGAAGUCCGGAGCGGAGACACGCACACGCAGCAGCAGCAGCAGCAAAGUGAGGACGCUUCCUCCUCUCUCACACACACACACACACACACUUUGGAUCUAUAAAGUGUAAACACUGUGGUGCUUUUACGCACACACACACACACUCUCACACACACACUCUGUGGACUUUUUAUGGAGGUGUUUGGAGUAUGUCGGAGAUGAAGAUGCUUCAAACGGACUGACUCCGUCCUCUGGGACAUUUAAGGACGUCCAGCUGUUUUUUAUUAUUUUUAUUUGUUUAAUGGGGACAUAACUGCUGUGUGCAUGGAUUAAACUAAACACCACCUGGACUUAAAGUAACGCGCAUCCACCUCUCCAAAAAAACAAACAAACAACAACAAAAAAAAGGCGCAGCGCCCUCUCUCCAAUGAAAUAUCUCCCCGUUGCGGAUCGACUAAGUAAGCGGAUCGAGCUCAGUGAGACCAGCCGACAAACCAGUACCCGUCCCGGUGCUGUGGUCUCUUUGUUGACCCCUUUGGAUCCACUUCGCCAAGCAAAGCGGCUUCCUAUCCGAGUCAUCAAGAUGUUGACUGCGCACACAGGACACUUGCUACACCCGGAAUAUUUACAGCCUUUGACGUCCGCACCAGUGAGCAUAGAGCUGGAUGCCAAGAAGAGUCCGCUGGCCCUGCUGGCACAGACCUGCUCUCAGAUCGGUAAACCAGAUCCUCCGUCCUCCUCCUCCUCCUCCUCCUCCAAGCUGGGCUCCUCUUGCAGCAGUCAGGGGGACAAGGAGCCCAGCAGUCGGUCAUCCGCCUCCAGCUUGAAGCUCGGGGAGCACCGCCCCUCCCUGGAGGACAAGUGUAGCUUCAAGCCGUACAACAAAGGCAGCGGAGACUGUCGCAGAGAUGGAGUGACCAGCUCCAACAGCAGCAGCAGCAGCAGUGAUAAAGUCGGGUUCAGGGUACCCAGCAAUAAUGUCACCUCUAACGGGAGUUCAACUACUGGCCAGCAGUCCGCCUAUCCGCCCCACGCCGCUUCACCCAGCUCCAGGGCGAGCAGCAGCACCCCACCAGGACACACUCAGCAGCAGCCGCCUCACAAACAGAGCCAGUCUUCAGGUGGACAGUCCACGUCACACUCCCAGACUCUCCCGAAUGGAGACUCUGCACACGAGCAGGGAAGUCCUACCAGCACCACCAGCAAUAACAGUCACCCCAAAAAGGACGCUGACAAGAUCAACUCGGACAGUCCUCACGACGCAAACUCCAGCCACGUCCGCGCCAGCACAAACUGCAGCAACGGCAGCUCCGACGACGGAGGUAAAGCUUCAGAGUCCGCCCAGCCGAGCCUCGGACCCGGACGCAUUACGCCCAUUUCUCCUUACAAGACGAGCCAGCCACUCUUCCCUCUGCCCUCCUCUAACAUGGGCUACCACGGAUCUGUAGUUGGGGCUUACGCCGGCUACCCGUCUCAGUUCGUCCCCGGGCUGGAUCCGACAAAAUCGAGCCUCGGCGUCGGAGGUAUGGGAGUUCCCGGAAAGCACCCGAGCUCCAGCCCUCUCACGGGUGCCUCCCCUCCCUCCUUCAUGCAAGGCUUAUGCAGGGACCCCUACUGUCUUAGCUAUCCGAGUGUGUCCCAUCUGGGCGGAAGCAACUGCAACUCCUGCAUCCACGACCCCUCUUCCACCCUCAAAUCAAAUUUCCCCUUGGUGUAUCCAUCCCACCCGCUCCACUCCCUCCACCAAAGCUCCCUAUCGUCCAGCGUGACCUCCUCCCUCUCACAUCCCCUCUACACGUACGGCUUCAUGCUCCCCAACGACCCCCUGCCCCACGCCUGUAACUGGGUGUCCGCCGGCGGGCCCUGCGACAAACGUUUCACCACGUCAGAGGAGCUCCUGGCUCACCUCCGCACGCACACGGCGCUCCCCGUGGGGAUGGACAGUAAGCUUUCCUCCUCUGGACCAGCCUCCUGCCACCUUCACCUCCCACACCAGAGCAGUCCAGGCUCCAUGCCCAGCUCCCUCUCCCUCAGGGCUCCCCCCAGCCUGGGUUUAGCUCGCUAUCACCCCUACAGUAAAGUCCACCUUCCCCCUGGACCGUCCUCCCUGUCCCUGCACUCUCUGCCCACCACAGGCCCGUACUACCCUCAUUACGCCCUCUACAGUCAAAGACUCGGAUCUGCAUCCGCUCUGGGCUACCAGUGAUACACCAUCUACUCCUAUGUUUAAAGGAAUGGGUCGACAUUUUGGGAAGUAGGCUCAGUCGCUUUCUGGCCCGGGGUUAAGACGCUUAGCUUAGCUUAGCACAAACACUGGAAACCAAUGGAAACUGCUAGCCAGUUUUCAGGCAACAAGAUUUAGCAAGUUGGAAGUCCUAGCCAAGAAAUAUACCUCACCUCACCAGCUAUAUAUUAAACAAUGUGUUGAGGUACUGGUCUGCAGAUCUUGUUGCUCCUAGACAGAACCAGGCUAGCAGUUUCCCUCUGUUUCCAGUGUUUGUGCUAAGCUAAGCUAAUCGCCUCCCGCCCUUAGCCUUUUAAUAUAACAGAAACAUUAAAAAGUGGUGGGGGUUUUUUCUCACCUAACUCACCACCAGAAAGCCAAUAAGCAUAUUUUAAAAACAGACUGACCACACUCCAGCUCUGCUUAGCUUAGCUUAGCUUAGCUUAGCUUAGCUUAGCACAAAUGCUGGAAACAGGGGGAAACAGCUAGCCAGUUUCCAGGCAACAAAGAUUUCGCCAGCCAAGAAACAUACCAACCCAAAACCAGCUACAUAUUCAACAAACAUGAUAUAGUGUGGUCGAGAGAUCUUGUUGUUUGUUUUCAACAGAGCCAGGCUAGCAGUUUCCCCCUGUUUACAGUCUUUAUGCUAAGCUAAGCUAAUCACCUCCCGCCAGAAAGCCAGUGAGCUUAUUUUUCCCACCCCCAAAAUAUCGAUCCAUAACUUUAAGUUUGUACUUAAUUGCGGCAAGUUGCUGCUCCCCUCUAACUUUAAACUGGGUUCACGUGGGAACUACGACGGAAGUGCAAGUCCUGGAUUUUGACUUGAGUGCAUCUUCACACUUUUUUUUCUUUCCACAUUAUAUUUGAGAUUUUCUAAUCAGGCUCCACUCCGCUAAAGAUCAGAGGACACAUGUGGCAUCUUGCAUGUCUGCACAUUGUCCCCAUUGGAUACUUUUUUUUUUUUUUUUUCUUGCAACAGCAGACAUGACUGCCCCCCCUUUGGUGACUUGUUGCCGCCCCAUGGGCUCGGCAAACAUUGACGGUUUUGGACGCUGUGUGAUAGCACUUGGGAUGUUCAGGGUUCUCUCUCUGCGAAUGACGAUGAUUUAAGUGCAGGAAAUAUCUGUAGUGGUGCGGCAGGGAUGGCAAUAAGCUGCCGCUGUGGACUGAUAGAGGUAAAAAUCGGGCCCCUUGCAAGAGAUGCAUGUAAGCUUGACACAGCGUACACGCUUAACUGUUUAUUCAGCCCCAUCAGUUUGUGAUGAUUUGUUUUUGGAUCCUUAUGUUCUGUUUAUUCCUACUGAGAAAGUUGUAUUUAUUUUUUAAACCCGGGGAAUCUGGCUUUCAUGUUUUUCCAUAUAAAUCUAUUCUCAUUUUACAAUCCUCUCUGAGCAGACAUGUGGGAAGCCAGAUGACAGAUGUUGGAGAACGAUGAAUGUUGAAGAUCACAUCUCUCUCUUUCUCUUUGAACUCGUCAGCUUUUUUGAUUUUUUUUUUCUUCUUUUUUUAAUUUCCACAGCAAAUCAAUAAUAAUAAUAAUAAAGAAAAGAAAAAGAAAAGAAAUGAGAUGUGAUAUUUUUUGUAAAAAUUGGAUUACCCUGUGGUGGUGUCCAGUUAAAAGUGGAGGUCAUAUUUUGUUAAAAUAAAUCACACUGAAGAUGUU
Messenger RNA from Larimichthys crocea (large yellow croaker), 3940 nucleotides. RefSeq names its product zinc finger protein 703. Lineage: Eukaryota; Metazoa; Chordata; Actinopteri; Sciaenidae. Gene Ontology annotation, cellular component: nucleus. The coding region runs from base 481 to 2259 and encodes 592 amino acids. The transcript has 2 exons. The record is from RefSeq and is a predicted model, not a curated record. Gene Ontology annotation, biological process: negative regulation of DNA-templated transcription.